This is a messenger RNA of Colletotrichum higginsianum IMI 349063, 360 nucleotides long. Its product is annotated as aminotransferase class I and II. Lineage: Eukaryota; Fungi; Ascomycota; Sordariomycetes; Glomerellales; Glomerellaceae. Bases 1 to 360 code for a protein of 119 amino acids. The transcript has 3 exons. The record is from RefSeq and is a predicted model, not a curated record.
AUGGUCGAGAUAAAGCAACAAAAGCUUGAGGGUUCGGCCAGGAUCUGCUUCAGGGGACCUAGUAAGGAGGAGCUGGCGCACGUCCCCGCCUGCUGGGUCGCCGACUGCCACGGCGCCGAGACGGCCCCGCUGGUCGUGAAAGGCGGCAUGGCCAGCAGCGCCAUCUUCCUGGCCAUUCCGCACGCGUGCGACGGGCUCGUCUUCGGGAAGUUCAUCCACGCAAGUGUGCACGACGGUAUGAAGCACAACCUGGUCUCAUGCCAGAAGUCGUUCCGCUACAAUAAUAUCGGAUUAACCCGGAAGCCGUUAGAAGGGACUCGGAACUCUCAGCAGCUCCUCAGUGAGUCCCCAAUGGUCUAG